Glossina fuscipes is the source of this 743-nucleotide messenger RNA. RefSeq lists its product as uncharacterized. The transcript is spliced from 2 exons. The record is from RefSeq and is a predicted model, not a curated record. NCBI's taxonomy places the organism in Eukaryota, Metazoa, Arthropoda, Insecta, Diptera, Glossinidae. The coding region runs from base 252 to 743 and encodes 163 amino acids.
UCAAAUGAAUUAGGAAAUUUAUUUUGAAAUAACGGUACAUUUUAAAUAACACCUUAUAACAAAUAAAUCUGUUUAAUAGCGACGUAGAAACUGGUCAAGCUUGAAUGAAUGCUUUAAUUUACUGUUUCUUCUCAAAUCUUACGUUUUUCGUGCACAACAAUGAACAUUGAAUGAAACUUAUGCACACUAUCGUUAAUUUCAUAAAUAAAUAUUAACUUAUACAAAUACGUUAUAUACAUAUAUAUGCUCUUAUGAUUACUACUCUUGUUAAAUUCGUUAGAAUUUAUAUUAAAUGCAAGUAUCGAUUAUAUUGUUUUUAUACCAGCUUAUCAAAUAGGCUUUUCAAACGCAACUUAUAUAACAAAUAUUGUAUUGAUCCGCGACUGAGGUCUUAUUGCAGGGAAUGUUGGAGUAUGCUGUCUAUGAAUAACGUUCCUAGUGCGCAAGAUGGUUGUGCUGAUAAGACAAUUUUCGAAAAAGGUUUUGUGGUUACUGACAUUGCCCUUCUCCUUAAACGAAGCAAUCCCAACUUGAAUCUUUUGAACGCGAAUUUUGCAUUAUAUUUUGGAUUUUCUUUUAGGAAUUAUAAACAUAUAAGAUUUCAUGUAAAUAAAGAAAUCAAGCAUUUACCAAGCCUAGAGCCAAACAACGAAAUACUUUUAUCGAUGCUUUUCUCAUUAAAAUUCUUACUGGGAUACUUGGGAAUCUCACUACAUUGCAAUCCCUGUAACCUAUCGUUUUGA